CUGAUUAAUCUACACGACCAACAAACAGUUGUACGCAGAUAUAAUACGUAGGCGGGUAAAAUGUGGCUAGUCAACAUGGCCCCUAGGAAGGCAACCAACUGGCUGCUCGCAGGGCUAUGAAGAUAGUACAUUUGAUACAUCAUCCCUUCGUUAUACGUAGGUGGACUGGAUGCCUAUGACAAACAUCUGGUUGGUGGUUGGUUUCGUUUGGAGCUGUCGCGGAUACGGGCUGACAAACGAAUACGUGUAGUUCCCGUCAAUAUUUACAUUCUCUAUAACUAGUAAUUACGACCUGACAAGGGGUGCUAGGGGUUUAUAUUAAGAUCUUGCAUAGCCCAGGUGCCAAAAAGAGCCAGUCCAAGGUCGACCUUGCCAAAAUAUGAGGUAGUGAGGACGUGAGGCUUCCGACUAGUCCCCACCGAACCUCGCAACAAAGCUGCACGAGUCAAUAUGAAUGCAAGCCAGCCCUUACCCACAGAAGGGCAAGAGGCCACCCAGUUGCAAGAAACAGGUCUCUUCCGGCGUGCCUAUGAUGCACCUGCAUUAUAUACACCAGACCGAAGGCCAGUAGCAGUUCAUGGUAGAAACGGACAGCAGCCACUGGGUCGUGGAAGAUCCAUAAGCCACUCUUACCCAUCAACACCACACGGCAAGAAACAAGGCCACGGGUACCAUACGGCCAUGGAGAGUGAUUCAGGAGACAGCAACAACAGAGCUAUGUUCAGUGCCUUAACGCCCCAGAGUCCCUUAAAGUCCGGGGCGAGAAGAUCUGCCAAGGCCCAACAAGAUCGAGAUUUAACAUCAGGGAAAUGCAUGACUUGCGACUCGAUGGUUCGAUGGCCCAAAGAACUAGCCGUAUUUCGAUGCUCUGUAUGUGUAACUAUAAAUGAUCUGACACCGAUCAGUACAGUUCAAGAUUCCGGGAGCGACCAUCAUAGACAUCGCACGAGAGAAUCCUCUUCUCCAUCUAGAGUAGUGUCGCCCAUAACUGCUCGUAAGACGAGCGCUUUGAUUGAGCGAUGCAUCCAGUCCUACCUCAUGUCUCGGCUUGGAGCCUCGGAACGCAAUAUACUUGUCAAUACAGGGCCCGAUUCUACAUCGAAGCCUAUGUGCGUUGCCACAGAAAUCCCAGAAAACCCCACCAAGGUGAACGAAACGUCUUGCUCGGAGUUCAACCAUGUAGGCUGCGAGUGCUGUCUUAAUACUGAAGAUUCGAAGACGCCUACUGUUAGGAACCGGUAUGGUUCAUCGGUCAAUGGCUCCCCUCACCCUGCUGAGCAAAUCGACAAGACGCAUGUCCGAUGUCCCAACGACGGAACAAGGAAUAUUUUCGGGCCACUGGAAGAUUAUAUAGUUGCGUCUUUCCAAUCGCAUGACUGCAUCAAUGGGUCCUUUUCCACCAAACUGGCAUCGGUCGAAUCCAGGGGCCCAGCUAAAGGAAGCUUGAACUUUACAAGACCAGUUGUGGACGAAAGGCGGCGACCUACUCCCGAUUUAAUGCCGCCAAUGGGUACUAAGACGAUCCCCAGAGGUCUCACAGAGAACGCAGCAUGGCUUGCUAGAGAUGGCGCUAUCCCAAGCCAUACUAACGGAUCGAUAUCGCAAAGGGGAAACAUACCAAUUGCAAAUGGGCCCACCGCUCUCAAUGAUGUGAACAGAAGCUCGCCCCGGAUUGAUUGGGAUUUGCUUUUCCAGUGGUAUGAUUCAAUAAUACACGUUGGUGACGACUGGAGCCGUCAUAUGGCCGAGGUCCUCAGUUCUGUUGGUUUGGGUUUUAAUAGUCCAUCAAUUGACGAAAUGAAUCAUAUAGAAGGAGAGGUCGCUGAGGCACAACGCCACACAAGGCGUGUUCUAUUAAGGGCCACGGAAGGCCUCUUAAAAAGACCAGGACGGUUAUUGAAUGAACCGAGCGACACCAGGUUUCUUCUGAUUAUUUUGGCCAACCCGCUUCUUUACCCGUCAUCUUCGCCAAUAUUAAGGGAUGGUGUUCGAGUGUCUCGAGCACCCCCCGGGUAUCCUGUUCCUACUAAAAUUGCAGCGUCGUCGAGUUCCUCGAAAAACAAAAGUCCAUUAAGGUCUCCAUUGACAACAGAAGAGAUUGACACUGGGCCUGGGCAUCAUUCGGGAAUUAUCAAGCGGAUACUCGGACUACUUUCAAACCUUCCCAACGAGUGUCACCAUCAUCUAGUAUCAUGGUUUUCAGAGUUCUCCGAAGUCCAUUUCCAACAAACAACGGAGUUAGUGGGCAGUUUUGUAACAUAUCGCCUAACAAGACAAAACAAUCGAAGGCGCGAUACUGGUCAUGAUCCAACUGGUGGCUUAGUCCCAAAUAUGCCUUCAUCCGGCCACAGGACCAUGGCAGCAUUACAUGCCGAGCUUAAUGGAAGAGGGCAAGGUGCAAAAUUCUCUACCGAAAAGCGUAAUAACGUCAAAUACAAUGAUGAUUGGCAAAUUCGAGCAGCAGCUCGAGUCAUGGCGUUACUAUUUGCGGCAAAUAAUAAUGGCAGUCGUCGCCAUAAUGCCCUAUUACCGCAUCCAUCAUAUGAGGAACACCACAUUGUUUCAAUGCCUCAUGAACGCACCUAUCAUCGCAACCAAAUACUUCCCACUAGCCACUUCUACAACACUCUACUUGACUAUUCGGACUUAAUAGCAGAUUUCGAAGCCUGGGAGGCCAAGAGAGGGAAGUUCACAUUUUGUCAAUAUCCCUUUUUUCUGAGUAUCUGGGCCAAGAUACAAAUAAUGGAACACGACGCUCGACGCCAGAUGGAAAUAAAGGCCAGAGAGGCUUUUUUUGACAGUAUAAUGACCCGCAAAAGCGUCAAUCAGUAUUUAGUGCUGAAGGUACGUCGGGAUUGCCUGGUCGAGGACAGUCUCAAAGGCGUGAGCGAGGUUGUGGGCGGUGGCGGCGAGGAAAUCAAGAAGGGGCUUCGGAUAGAAUUCAAAGGCGAAGAAGGUAUUGAUGCAGGCGGGUUACGAAAAGAAUGGUUUCUUUUGCUCGUCAGAGACGUGUUAAACCCCGAACAUGGAAUGUUUGUCUACGACGAAGAGUCCCACGUUUGCUACUUUAACCCUAGUAGCUUUGAAACUUCUGAUCAGUUUUUCCUCGUCGGUGUGGUCCUAGGCCUUGCUAUCUACAACUCGACUAUCUUAGACGUCGCACUUCCAUCUUUCGCUUUUAGGAAACUCUUGGCCGCUGGCCCUAGUUCCCUUCCAGGGUCUCCUUCUCAUGCAAAACCUACUAUGGUUUAUACUCUGGACGACCUUGCCGAAUAUCGCCCAUCGCUUGCACAUGGACUCCGCCAACUACUGGAAUUUGAUGGCGAUGUCGAGGAGACAUUUUGCCGUGAUUUUGUUGCGGAUGUCGAGAAAUAUGGGAAGAUCCACCAAGUACCGCUUUGCCCCGAUGGCGAAAAACGAGCCGUUAACAACUCGAACCGCAGGGAAUUUGUAAAUCUCUAUGUGAAAUAUCUUCUGGAUACUUCUGUCGUCCGGCAAUUCGAGCCAUUCAAACGUGGGUUUUACACCGUGUGUGGUGGCAACGCGCUCUCCUUGUUUCGACCCGAAGAGAUUGAGCUUCUUAUUCGAGGUUCAGAUGAACCGUUGGAUAUUUCAUCACUUGAAGCGGUGUCUGUUUGUGAAAAUUGGGGCGUCCCAAACCCGGCUGAAACGGAACUGGUCAUUCAAUGGUUCUGGCAAUCGUUCAAGAAUGCAGACCCUAAAGACCAGAGAAAGCUUCUAUCUUUUAUAACGGGCAGCGAUCGAAUACCUGCUAUGGGUGCAGCCAAUCUGGUCAUUAAGCUUUCGUGCCUUGGUGACGAUAGCUUACGAUUCCCAAUAGCUCGAACAUGUUUCAACAUGCUGUCGCUAUGGCGAUACAGCUCUCGUACAAAGUUUGAGCGGUUACUUUGGCGGGCCGUCAAUGAAAGUGAGGGGUUUGGCUUGAAAUGAUGCAUGUGAUCCCCAUUAAAAUCGGUUUGAAUCGUUCGUGCUAGCCACAGGGGACAAUAGGCAAGUUAAUUCAGAUCAGAUAUACAUAUUAUACAUAAAUACAUUGCUUGAGCCCCA
Molecule: messenger RNA, 4068 nt
Organism: Pseudogymnoascus verrucosus
Lineage: Eukaryota; Fungi; Ascomycota; Leotiomycetes; Thelebolales; Thelebolaceae
Gene: HUL4
Product: Putative E3 ubiquitin-protein ligase
Exons: 4
Coding region: 451-3951 (1166 amino acids)
Molecular function (GO): ubiquitin-protein transferase activity
Source: RefSeq, a predicted model, not a curated record